Molecule: messenger RNA, 2175 nt
Organism: Acipenser ruthenus (sterlet)
Lineage: Eukaryota; Metazoa; Chordata; Actinopteri; Acipenseriformes; Acipenseridae
Product: cytochrome P450 2K1-like
Exons: 9
Coding region: 127-1638 (503 amino acids)
Biological process (GO): xenobiotic metabolic process
Cellular component (GO): intracellular membrane-bounded organelle; cytoplasm
Molecular function (GO): heme binding; iron ion binding; oxidoreductase activity, acting on paired donors, with incorporation or reduction of molecular oxygen, reduced flavin or flavoprotein as one donor, and incorporation of one atom of oxygen
Source: RefSeq, a predicted model, not a curated record
AGUCCUUCUGAAGCCACGCCCACUGUGUGUGCUGCUCUAUUUAAACACUGCCCAAACCCAGGAGCGUUAUUCUGAACGCUGAGCUAAUUAACAGAGAGCCGAGGUGUGUCUCUGUUCCUGACAAACAUGUCUGUGAUUAGCCUGCUCCUAGCACACACCGCCACGGUGUCUCUGGCUUUAGUUUUAACUGCUUUUAUAUUUUUAUACUUUUACUCGAAAUCCUCCAAGUCGUCUAAUUACAACUUCCCCCCCGGCCCGCCGGCUCUACCUGUUAUUGGGAACCUGAACAUUUUGGACCUGCACCGGCCAUACAAAACGCUGAGUAAGCUCUCGGAGACGUACGGCAAUGUGUUCACCUUCCACAUGGGUCCCAAGAAGUACCUAGUUUUGACAGGAUAUGAGGCAGUCAAGGAGGCUCUAGUAACCCAAGCAGACGACUUCUCGGAGAGAGGCCAGACGCACACCACAAACACUAGCUCUAAAGGCGGGAAUGGUAUUAUCUUCGGUAAGGGGGAGUCCUGGAAGGUGAUGCGUCGAUUCACCCUCUCCACUCUGCGGGACUUUGGGAUGGGGAAGAAGACCAUUGAGGACCGGAUCAUCGAGGAGUCCCAGAAACUGGUGGAGGUCUUCCAGUCCCACAAAGGAAAACCCUUUGACCCCCAAAUCAUCAUCAACUCUGCAGUCUCCAACAUCAUCUGCUCCAUCGUGUUCGGAGACCGCUUCGACUACGGCGACGCACAGUUCCUGAAUCUGCAAAGAAUUGUGAAUGAGAACGUCAGGCUGGCUGUGAGCCCCAAGACACAGCUGUAUAACAUGUUUCCUUUCCUGGGCUUCUUCCUGUCUGAUCACAAGAAGGUUCAUACAAACGGAAAAAUGUUCCAGGGAUACUUUAGAAACACAUAUAAGGAUUGUAAAGACACUGUGGACAGUAAUGACCUGAGAAGCUUCAUCGACACGUUCAUCUCUAGGCAGAGAGAAGAGGAGGCCAGAAACUCUAACAAGUAUUUCCACGAGGAUAACAUGGCAGCCACAUCGGCGAACCUGUUUGCUGCUGGGACUGAGACAACCUCUACCACCCUGCGCUGGGGGCUGCUGCUCAUGAUGAAGUACCCCCACAUUCAGGACAAAGUCCAGGAGGAGAUUGAGAGUGUGAUUGGGAGAGAGCGCCCCCCGCAGGCCGAGGACAGGAAGAGCAUGCCCUACAUGGAUGCCGUGCUGCACGAGAUACAAAGAGUGGGCAACGUGGUGCCCAUGAACCUGCUGCACGAGACCAGAGGGGACACCACCUUCCGGGGGUACAGGAUACCCAAGGGUACCCCGGUGAUCCCGCUGCUCUCCUCCGUGCUCUCUGAUAAGACACAGUGGGAGACCCCUCACCAGUUCAACCCCAACCACUUCCUGGACGCACAGGGCAAGUUUGUCAAGAGAGACGCCUUCAUGCCCUUCUCAGCAGGUCGGAGAGUGUGUCUUGGAGAGACCCUUGCCAAGAUGGAGCUCUUCCUCUUCUUCACCAUGCUCCUGCAGAAGUUUCACUUCCGCCCUCCCCAGGAGGUUAGCCCUGAGCAACUGGACCUCACCCCCACUCCUGGCAUCACCUCCAGCCCCCAGCCCUUCCAACUAUGUGCCCUGAGCCACUGAGAGACCCUGUGGUACUGCGACCCUGCCUUACUGCAAUUUUUGAUGGUUAAUUUAUGGACAUUAGAAAAUGAUUCAGUACCGUCGACCAAUCAGCUUCCAGUUAUAGCGGGCUCUAAUAGAUGGUAGAUGCCUGCUGGAACGUCCCAGCACCAACUGUGAAUCAAAUUUAAAAUCAAUCAGCGCAAGUGCUGGCUUUUUACUUUUUGACUGUAUUUUUAAGCGUAGUUAACAUCUAUUGGACAGUAAAUACUAAAAGAAACAAUUGGUCAAAAUAAAUUUUAUUAUCCACCAAAACCAGCCAAUCAAUACUUUGCAUUGACAAAAGCAACCAAUCCUGGACCUGCAACUGCCGAGAGCUGAUCACUAUUGCUUCAUUCAUAUAUAGAUUCAGGAGAGAAAGGCUUUGGCUGAAGGUAAAAACAUGGUGAGUUAGGAGGCAUUUUAGACUGGUAUUAUAAAUAAGGGUUUAAAACUCUAAGUUAAUAAAAAAUAAAAAAAACAAUUUACUAAAUAAAAACUCAUUGUUUUUCUCUUUUA